Helianthus annuus (common sunflower) is the source of this 574-nucleotide messenger RNA. Its product is annotated as anther-specific protein SF18-like. Lineage: Eukaryota; Viridiplantae; Streptophyta; Magnoliopsida; Asterales; Asteraceae. The transcript has 2 exons. The record is from RefSeq and is a predicted model, not a curated record. The coding region runs from base 67 to 393 and encodes 108 amino acids. Gene Ontology annotation, biological process: defense response.
AUUGUCUCAUCCUCUCUUCACCAACCUUGCAACAAGUGUUCUUGAGCUUAGUUCAGUAACUUAAAAAUGGCCAAAAUUUCAGUUGCUUUCAAUGCUUUUCUUCUGCUUCUCUUUGUUCUUGCUAUCUCAGAAAUCGGAUCGGUGAAAGGAGAAUUAUGUGAGAAGGCAAGCCAGACAUGGUCCGGAACAUGUGGCAAGACAAAACACUGUGAUGACCAGUGCAAGUCUUGGGAGGGUGCAGCCCAUGGAGCUUGUCACGUGCGCGAUGGGAAACACAUGUGCUUCUGCUACUUCAACUGUUCCAAAGCCCAGAAGUUGGCUCAGGAUAAACUCAGAGCGGAAGAGCUCGCCAAGGAGAAGAUUGAACCCGAAAAGGCGACAGCCAAACCUUGAGUAUGUAGCAAAUGUCAUACGAUUAUGAAUAAAGAGAAAAUGCUUUCUACUUGGCAUAUUCAGCAUUUUCUUGUGUGUAAUGUUUGUUGUAUUUGGAAAUUGGAAUCAGUUGCUUCAUUAUGAUUCCAUGCAAAAUGUUCUAAUGAAAUGAUAUAUAAAUUAUGUUGUUUUGAAGCCUGUA